UUGUGUCAGGAAGCGCUUGGUUAGAAUAUUUUUAUGAUGGAAGGUGUUAGUGUUUGCUUUUUAUUGUUUUCCCGGCAAUUCGACAGAUGAGUAUGUUGCAAACUGCUAAUUGUAAAAUACAGAUUAGGUAGUAAAAAUAUUUGCAACAAGUUCGACAUGAUAAAGAUGUUACACAGAUCUGAAACUCGAGAUAACUGUGCAUUAGAAGUUGCUCUCAUCCCGGAGGGUAACCUCUCUAAAAAUGUUGUGGACGCAGCAAAAGCCAAAAUGGCUCAAGGAUGCACCUUGCUCUGCUACUUGAGUGGUACUGGCGAGAUGAUUGUCGGCGACAUUUCAAAGAGCAAAGCACCGGGAAAAACAGUGAAGGGCAAAUAUACGGAUUUCACUUGGGAAGAGGUGACGUCUCACAAUGGAGCCUGUGGUAGCUCUAGACUGCUGGCUGUUACCUCAGAGUGUGAGCUGACACUGUAUGAGCUGGAAGCAGAGGGCCCCUCCUCCACCACAUUUGUCUCUGCCUCUGAGUUUUCAUUAGAGAAUCUAAUGCAGCUGGUCAAGGAAAAAGACCUGGGUGUGUCUGAGGUGCUGUCCCUGAGGAUAUUGUCCUUGGUGGAUGCCAGGUGUUUCCUCCUGCUCAACUCCAGUGCUGUGGUGCAGCUGCGGUGGAUACAGGGGGCGGAACCAGAGGUCCUGUCCUGCUCGAGCAUUGCUCUGCCUCCCGAGGUACCACUGGACCAAUGUGCUAACUACCAGCUCUGCAGAGGCACCCUCUUUGUGCUGACCACAGCUGGAGUCAUAUAUGUGUUUGACAGUGCUGAGGGUAAGCAGCUGGCCACGGUCGACUUGCCCUCAUAUCACACAGCUUGUCUGGGGGAAGAUGAGCCGGUCCCUUUGCUGGAGUCCUUUGGCUUUUUCCAUGUGUCCCCUGACCUUUGUACUGUUGUUGCUGCCACUCAGUCCAACACUGCCUUGGCUGUUGACCUCAACCACUACUUCAGGAUGUACCCAGCGCAUCUUUUGUGUAGGCUGGUCCCCAGUCGUCCUCCAUUCAAGCCCCAGGAACCCUGGAAUCAGGACAGCUUAUUAAGCUCCACCUACAGCCACACAGUGCUAGGCACCUCCUUCAGCACUGACUGGUCCUGGGAAGCUCGGCUGACUUCCCUGUAUAAGAAGGCUAAGGCUUCACCUUCCUCAUCACCUCAGACUCUGGGGAGCCCUUGGUUUAAGGACUUCCCCCACUUUGAGUGUACACAGGCAGCCGCUGCUGCCAAGACCUCUAAGAGCAGUGUCCCAUCAGGGGGUCUCACCAUGCACUUUUCUGUCCCAAACAACGCUGCCCCAGUGCUGCUUUCUGUCUCUGAGUUCUCCACUGUGGUAACCUUUGUCUGCCCCGGGAACGGCGAGACUGCUGUGGCCUUCUGGGAUCUGCAGUCCCAGACCGUGACCUACCACCGACCCACCUCUCCCAGCGUGCCUGUCCAGCGUACUGCAGAGGAGCAGCUCUGCCUCUUUCUCAAGACGUCAGGCCUAUACCUGGUGCUGUUUGCUGUGUCACAGGAAGAGCUGCUCAACCGACUUAUGGUGUUUGGCAGCGCAAGCACUGUUGACUCUCUGUGCCACCUGAAUGAAUGGGGCCGAUGCUCCAUCCCUAUUCACGCCCUGCAGGCUGGUCUGAAGAACCACCAGUUGGACACAGUGGACUUUUUCCUGAAGAGCAAAAAGAACAUCCUGAGUCCCCCUACGGGUUACACUCUGUCUGACCAGCCAGCUGCUGUCUCAACCCAAAGCCAGCUGAAGAAUAUCCAGGAUUUAAUUCCGUCUUUGGACCUUCUGCGUUGUGCCAUUAAAGAGACCCACAUAGAGGCCCAGAGCCGACAGUUCUCAGAGCAGCUUCUCAGCAUCACCCUGGCCUUCCUCAACACACAAGUCAGGGUCGUCCUAUCAGCCACAGAGGAGCUGGAUGAGAACCUGCGGGAGUGUGUGGCUAUAUUGGAUCGUUACAUCUCGGACCUGCGAACAUUCAUGAAGAGGUACCCUUGGCAAACAGGGCCCGACACCUCCACCCCGAUCCCAUCUCCCACACCUGCACCCGAGGAGUUGGAGUACGAGGACUGGAAGUCCCUCUCUAUGGAGGAGGUGGUUCAGCGGGCAGUGCUCACCAAGCAGAUCCCGAGGGCCCAGGCCUACCUGCGGAGCCGGAGUCAUCCAGAACAGCAGCUGGAGGCGUUGAGGAGCACAGGGUUGCGUCUGGCCUUCUCCUGCCUCACACGCAGAGACCUGGAGCAGGCCACAGCACUGCUCAGGAACAUGGGUUUCAAUGUAAAGAAGCAACUUCAUAACAUAUGCCUCUACACAGACGACCGGGACCUUAGGGACUUUGUAGUGGAGGAGUUGUCACAGCAAAGCUAUUUGUCUGAUGAAGAGGCGCAGAGGGUGGACUUCAUCAGACAAAUUGAGGGUUUGUGUGCUAUACCUCAGACUCGCUGUACAGACCCUGUGGGAAGCAGACAACGGGUUCCUCAGAUGGCCCAGACAGAACCAGGUUCUACGAGCCUCUUGGAAGAGCUGGUAGGCCAGAGAGGCUCCCGGUCGGAACAGCCACUUUGGAGCUUGCUGCGUCUAGACUGGGCCCGACAAUGGGAUCACAACACCCAGAAAGUUAUUGUGCUUUCACGUCUACAAGACUCAGCUGUGAGUUCCUCUGAUCCUGGGGUCCUGUGGUCGUACCUCACCUCCCUCCAUGAUGAGCAAAGGGUCACCAAGUGGAUCGAAACCCUGGCCACUCAGAAUGGAGACCCAUCCAGCACCACCCAGUGGCCCACCCUUGCCGCAAACGUGGUCAACAACAACACCCAUUGCAGCGCCCACAUGAGGGACCACAUACUGCACAUGUUGGCCAGGAGAGGAUUAUUCACUCAGGCUGAAAUAGCUGACUUUGAGCAGUUGUUGUGGAGGCUAGGCCAGGCAGGUGGGGUAAUGCAGGCCAACCCACCGGUGCCCCACUAUCGCUCACCACAGGGACAUGACUUUCACACACGCUUCAUCCACCACUGCCUGGACAACAGCCUUCACUACCUCCUCUACACAUACCUGGAGCACUACAGGUUAACACCCAGGAAUUGCCUUGCUCUAGCUGAUAAGAGUCUGUAUGAAAGUCAACCGUGGUUUGAAAUGAUGGUGAAAAUUCAGGAGAUUACCAGAGACCUAUCAGAUCCAAAUCGUGUGUUCCAGGCCAGUCUGACAAGUGCCCAGGUCCUCAUCCAAGGCAGCCAGGCCACAGUUAGCAGCAUGCUCUUGGAGGGACACAGCCUCCUGGCCCUCGCCACCAUCAUGUUUGCCCCAGGUGGCAUCGACCAGGUGGUCAGUCCGGAGGAGAGGGCUGGGAGCUCUGUCUCUAAGGUUGACCUCCAGCUACUAAAGAUGGCUCUAAGCCCCUACCCCAAACUCAAGGCAGCACUCUUCCCAGUGAGCGGACUCAGAGGGACACCCGCCACCACCUCCGAUGUCUCUGUCUAUCACCUCAUGCAGUCUUUACAUCCCUUGGAUCUGUCUCGACUUUUCGGAUGGCAGUCUGCCAACACGCUUGGCUCCACCGAGACCUCAGUGGAGCUGCCUCAUUUCUCCAGCCCACAGCUCGUUGGCAAAUAUGCCCUCAUCGAGAACCUCAACUUCCUGUACUAUCUGCGUCAUGGGCGGCCGUCCUUUGCCUACGGGACAUUUCUUGUCCAACAUUUAGCAAACUCCAAUGAUGUGAAGUCACAGCUGAGCCUCGCUGCGGAGCAGGCCUACAGCCUGGCGAUGAUGCAUUUCAGCGUUCCCUCUGUGGCCGCUGCUUGUGUUUGUUUCUGCGAACUCCUGGGCGUGUGUAGCCUCAAGCUGCGAGUGGACAUCAAAGUCCUCAAUCUGAUUCUCAGACACUGGAGUCAAGGGCCUGGAGUGACCGGCACAUUCUCCCUCAAACAAUCAUUAGCUGCUAAAGGCAGUAAGCUUGUGGAGGUUGAGAGGGAGGCUGAGGAGGAGCUUCUUGUUUACUUGGAGACAGCAGUGAAGGAUGGUGUGGAGAAGAAGGGCAUCGGCAGGUCAUCCUUCGAGGCAGGUCAGGAGUGGGCUCUACCGGUCCAGUUUUGCCAGCAGCAUGCCCUGCCCCUGAGCAGUGUCUACCCGCUUGACUGUGCAGCUGACGGCCAGUGGCUACACUUCCUACUUUUUGUUCAGCUGCAUAGCUACCCACCUCAGCAGGUGAGGACUCUGGUGGCCCAGUUUAACCGGGCCCUCCAGGCCCACCUGACCCUGGCCUUCCACGACCUACAAUUUAGUUCUCCGUGGAGUUCGGGGGAGGUGGAGGACCAGCAGGCCCAGGGUCAGAUCACCGUAUCCAGUGAGGAGGUCCCCGACCCCCCCAGAGAGCUGUUCCAGGUGCUGCUGCAGAGUCAAGAGCAGGCCAGUCCCUGGAGAUACCUGCUGGGGAAAGCCCUGGGUCAGCACUGCCCAAUGCUCACCAUACUAGCUGCCUGUCAUCAGGACGCCGACUUGCUUCAGUGUCUCUGCGUCUGGGUCCUGACCUCAGUGAAUGAGGUCAUUUCCACAGAGGCUACCACCCACCUGGAUGAGAGCCUGCAGCAUCAAAAGUGGAACCUUCACGACCUGUCAGUCAUCUGGAAGACAAUGCUGAAGAAAUGCAGGAUCAGGCCUCUCAUACGAGGCUUCCAGCUCUUCCAAAGGGACUCCCCCCUGAUCCAUGUGCUGCUCAUGUACGAGCUGUGUUACGACUACAAAAACUACCCUGAGGCCAAGAAGAAACUUAUUGAGUUCCAGAAGUGCCUGAUCAAUAUGAGGAGUAGUGUCAAGGCGCCAGCAGGCAUCCCUCUCCAGUGGGUGGAGUGCCAGGCCUCGGUCCUCCUGUUGACCAUGAUGCAACAGUGCGCCACACCGUACGAGCUACGCCAGCUACUGCAACUCCUCGCCGACAUGGAGCGCCUGCUAAAAUCUAACGGCCCGGAUUUCAAGAAGCUCAGCCUUCUCAGCAAGGUGCUCCAGGAUACGUCAGUGUCCCUUCCUCCCAGGCUGCUGGAGAACUAUUCCCCUGAUGUCCUGCGGAGCGAAUGCCAAAGCAUGCUUGAGCAGCUGCAGGCCCGCGGCCUGUUCCCCCCGGCCCGCCAGGUGGCUGAACUGGCAGGGUUACCCAUCGAUGGCCUGGUCAUUAGUGAGUUACUCCAGGACCUCAGUGCCCUGAAAGCCAAACGACAGUGGGAAAGGAGGGAGACGCGUGUGUCCUUCUGGAGAAAAUGCCACGAACAGUUCCGAGCUAGCAGUACUGAUCCCGAGGCCAGCUCCGAGUUCUUCAUGGCCCAGGCAGUUGUGGCGGAGCCUCCCCGGGGAUCUGUGGCCGAGACUGAGAUGCUGUGUGUCCAGGAGAGGUGCCUCCUCCUCAGCCUGGCCGGAUACUGGCUCUCACGUCUGGACCCAGUCCCCUUGCCGCGUCUGGAGGACCUGGAGAAGCAGCUGUGGACCACAUGUGUGCGUCAGCAGGUCCUACUCACUGCCAUGGAGAAAGAGAGCAUGUUCGCCCUGCCAGCAUCCACCAUGGCCCCUGAAGAGAACUCCUACGAGGCCCUGGUCAGGGAAUUCUCUUUUUCCAAAAUGGUAAUACUCAACGAACCCAGGUACCUGAGCUUAGAUGGCCUUCCCAGCUCCUCGUCUGAAGGGGAGAAGACUAAGUCUGAGGAGCAAGGGGCUCUAGCAACCCUGGUGGGGCAGCUGUUGGAUGAGGGCUGUAUCCACGAGGCUAGCCGUGUUUGUCGCUAUUUCUCUUUCUACCACCGUGACAUGUGGGUGGUGCUGCGUUGCCGAAGCCUGGCAUCAGGUGAGCUCCAGGCCGGGCUACAAGACAGGAUCACCUCUGACAUCAAGCCCAAGAAAAGCUUUCCCAGUUCCGCCAGUUUCAGCAGCCUUUCCUCAUUCGUGGUAGUCCCCUCCCCUGAGGACCAGACGGUGACUCAGCUUCAGAUGUUGGUGGAUGAGUCUCGUCACGGAAAGAGCUACUGCAAGCAGGUCCUAAGUCUCUAUGAGCUCUCUAAGGAGCUGCAGUGUUCCUACAGUGAGAUCUCCGCUGAGGAGCCCCAGGCUGUUCUGUGUAAGGUGCUCCUGUCCCAGCAGCCAGAGCGCUACAAGAAGGCCCUGGCCUUCAUCAGUGUGCAGGGCCUGCAGCCAGACACCGUUGCCCAGCUGGUCUCUACCGCUGUGCUCCAGGGCCUGCUGCUUUCCACACAGGGUGGAGAGACUGAGAAGCUCAUUUUCAGUCCGGAUGAUGGGAAAGAGUCCUUCCUGCAGCUGGCCAAAUUGUGUGGGGACCCCAACCUGGUGGGCAUCAAGCUCCUGGACCAAAUCCCCACUGUGCCACUGGGAGAACUGCGCUGCACGGUGGAGUUGUUGAUUCUGGCGCACGACUGCUUCAGUCUGACCUGCAACAUGGAGGGUAUUGUGAGGGUGCUGCAAGCUGCACGCCACCUCAGCCAUGCGCACCUAGCCCACAGCGACCACUACAGUUUACUGGUGCGCCUCCUAACCGGUAUAGGCAGGUACACUGACAUGACUUACAUCUUUGACCUGCUCAACCAAAACCACCGCUUCGAGAUGCUCCUCAGGAAGAAAGUGGAGUCGAACUCCAGGUUGAAGACGGCCCUGCUAGACUACAUUAAGCGUUGUCUGCCAGCGGACAGUGAGAAGUACAACAUGGUGGCCCUGUGCUUCAGCAUGUGCAGAGAGAUCGGAGAGAACCUUGAGGGAGCCGCCCGCGCCCAGCUCAAACUCAUCGAAUCCCAGCCAUGGGCUGUGACCCCUGAACUGAAAAGUUCCUUGAUAAAGGUUCUUACUCUCCUGAAGGAUGCUGCAGAGAGUUAUUCCAAGGACUCCUGUGUUCGCCAGGCGGCACGAUGUGUCAAACUGGCGAAGCUGGUUACACUCCAGCUGUACUUCCUGAACCACGAGCAGGACCAACGCGUCAUCAACUUGCACCAAUCAGAUCUCAUUGGUGUCAUAGUGGCUCUGCCUCGUUGUUACCAGGCUUUUGUGCUGUCAGAAGCCUACGACUACAGUCCCGAUUGGGCCGAGGUAUUGUACCAGAAGGUCAUCCUCAGUGGAGACUUUGCUUACCUAGACGAGUUCCGACUACACAGGACCCUCCCUGCGUCCCUGUUUGAAGAAAUAUCGAUCAAAUUGACUCACAACACUCCUCCAAGCAGUGCGGGACAAAACCUGAAGAGGCUGCUGCAACACUGUGAGGACGUUUACACCUACUACAAGCUUGCCUACGAGCACAAGUUCUUCGACGUGGCUAACAUGUUACUGCAGGACUCCAAAACUAGCAGUUACCUAAAUGACAGGCUAGGUACUAGGUAGCUGAUUAAAUCAGUACCGACGCUGCCAAAGUCCUGCAGACACACAUACGGGGAGUUGUGUAAUAAAUAUUUCCUAUGAUGUCUUCCUUGGAAAUAGAUAGUUUCCCAAAAUCAUUUAUAUUUUCUCCACCCAAAAUCAUUAACUGAAUAAAUCUUGAUUUAUUUGAA
Messenger RNA from Esox lucius (northern pike), 7562 nucleotides. It is a transcript of the gene spg11, whose product is annotated as SPG11 vesicle trafficking associated, spatacsin. The transcript has 40 exons. Lineage: Eukaryota; Metazoa; Chordata; Actinopteri; Esociformes; Esocidae. The record is from RefSeq and is a predicted model, not a curated record. Gene Ontology annotation, cellular component: cytoplasm; dendrite; axon. Gene Ontology annotation, biological process: axo-dendritic transport; axon extension; synaptic vesicle transport. The coding region runs from base 157 to 7395 and encodes 2412 amino acids.